AUGGAAACAAAGUGUAACAGGAAUAAGGUGGAAAGUAUUAGGAAUAAACUUGGUUACCAGCAUAGUUUUGUUAUUGAGAGCAGGGGUUUAAGUGGUGGGAUUUGUUUCUUGUGGAAAGAUCAAAUAGAGGUGGAAUUAUUGACUUAUACUCAGCAUCAUAUCUCAUUAAAGGUGUCUGGUGAAGGUGAGCAAAGUCCUUAUUUUCUAAUAGGAUUUUAUGGGUUUCCUGAUGUUGCUAGAAGGGCUGCUAGUUGGGAGCUUCUCAGGGCCAUAAAGCCUACUAUUAAUAUGCCCUGGAUUUGUAUUGGGGAUUUUAAUGAAAUCCUCCAUAGUUAUGAAAAAUUUGGUGUAGCAGAUAGGCCUUUCAAAUUGAUGGAGGAUUUCAGAACGACCAUGGAAGAUUGUGCUUUGAGGGAAGUUCCAUUCCAAGAGCCUGUCAAUUUUGAGGAAUGCCUCCAAAAUAUACAACCUAUGGUCACUCAAGAAAUGAAUGCAGUUCUUACAAGAGGGAUCUCUAAUGAAGAAAUUGAAGGGGCUGUAUUUAAUAUGAAUGGUCUUGGUUCUCCAAGACCUGAUAGUUUUCCUGCUAUUUUUUACCAAAAUCAUUGGGGUGUGAUUGGUCCUGAUAUAUGUUCAACUGUCAAGAAUGCCUUUUUAGCUGCUGAGUGGCCUAAGGACUUCAAUGCAACUUAUAUUGCUCUUAUCCCCAAAGUGAAAAAUCCUUCAAGAGUAACUGAGUUUAGGCCUAUAAGCCUAUGUAACGUAAUAUACAAGAUCUUGGCUAAGGUUCUGGCCAAUAGGCUUAAACUAUUCUUACCUCAGUUGAUCUCUAACACUCAAAGUGCCUUUGUUCCCAACAGGUUGAUAACUGAUAAUGUAGUGGUGGCUUUUGAAGCUAUGCAUUCUAUGCAAACUCAGAUCAAAGGGAAAGAAGGGUUCAUGGCUUUAAAGUUGGAUAUGAGCAAGGCAUAUGAUAGGAUUGAAUGGUCAUUCCUUCAAGUUGUCAUGUUAAGGAUGGGAUUUGACUCUAAAUGGGUUGAUGUUAUUCUGAAAUGUGUUUCUACCGUGUCUUAUUCUGUUCUUUUAAAUGGAAUUCCUCAAAGCUCCUUUACUCCUUCUCGGGGAAUAAGAAUGAUCCAAAAUGUUGAAGGGAUUGGUGUUAUUACAGGUGUUCCAUUGGGUAGAAAUCAGGUGAGAAUAAGCCAUCUGUUUUUUGCAGAUGACUGUCUUCUUUUCUGUAAAGCAAACCCAUUGGAAUGGGCCAGGUUAUCUCAUCUUCUUGACACCUAUGAGCUGGCAAAUGGUCAAAGACUCAAUAAGGAAAAAACAUCAAUUCUGUUCAGUAAAAAUACUAAAGAUGAAGCUCGAGAUCUAAUCACUCAAGUGGCAGGAAUUCAAUCCUCUCUACCUUAUGACAAAUACUUAGGCCUUCCUGUGGAGAUUGGAAGAUCAAAAACCAAAGCCUUUAGAAGUAUUAUUGACAAAGUUAGAGGGAGGAUUAGCAACUGGAAAUUGAAGUUUUUAUCUCAGGCUGGCAAAGAGAUCCUUAUCAAGUCCAUUAUCCAAGCUAUCCCUACUUAUUGCAUGGGUGUAUUUAAGAUUCCUAAGUCUUUUCUAUUAGAAAUUGGUCGAUUGACUCAACAGUUCUGGUGGGGUCAGAAAGCUGAGGAGAGAAAGAUGCAUUGGUGUCACUGGGAUAAGAUGAUUAAGGCCAAAGCAGUGGGGGGUUUAGGAUUCAGAGAUCUUCAACACUUUAAUCAUGCAAUGUUGGCUAAACAAGGAUGGAGAUUACUUCAUUUCCCUCACUCUCUUGCAGCAAAAGUUCUCUCCUUUAAAUAUUAUCCUGAUGGCCAGUUCCUAAAUGCUACAAUUCCAAGGAACUCAUCCAUUGUAUGGAGGAGUCUUAUGGCUGCUAAACCAUUGUUGGAAGAAGGCUUAUUUUGGCGUAUUGGUAAUGGAGCAGGCACUAAGAUAUGGCACCAUAAAUGGCUGCCUAUUCCAACUUCAUUCAAAGUUCAAAGUCCUAUUACUUGUUUUAAUCCUAAGGAAUCUGUUUCUGCACUUAUUGACCAUGAAGCCAAAACCUGGAAGACUGAAUUAAUUGAUCAAGAUCUUAAAGAUGAAGUUUUAAUGGAAGUAGCUGUUGUGGCAUGGAAAAUUUGGAGAAGAAUGAAUGAUUUGACAACUAAUCCUACAAACAUACCUCAGUCGAUUCAAUGGAGUGCUCCACCUGUUAAUGUGUACAAAAUCAACUGGGAUUCUGCAGUAGAUAAAGUGAAUUGCAAAGUGGGUGUUGGGACUAUUAUUCGGGAUUGGGAAGAAAGGGUGAUUGCUUGCAUGAGGAUGUGCAUAUCUUUAUUUCCUGACCCUUACUUGGCUGAGGCUAUUGGAGCUCUACAUUCUGUCAAACUGGCUCUAGACAUUGGACUAAUACAGAUCAAAAUUGAAGGGGAUGCUAUGAAUGUAGUGAAUGACAUCAAAGGCAACAAAGAUAGCUGGAAACAUACUGGUUUGAUCAUUACUGAUAUCAAACAACUGCUGUUGAGAUUUGACUCUUUUACAGUUGAUUAUGUUCCUAGAAGUUGUAAUAGCUUUGCUCAUUGCUUAGCUAGAGAUGCUUUACACAUCAAUGAUGUCCUUGUUGACAUUGAGGAUGUUCCUUUAUGUAUUGCUUCUCUUUUGUAA
This is a messenger RNA of Carya illinoinensis, 2685 nucleotides long. RefSeq lists its product as uncharacterized. The coding region runs from base 1 to 2685 and encodes 894 amino acids. The transcript is spliced from 5 exons. Gene Ontology annotation, molecular function: RNA-DNA hybrid ribonuclease activity; nucleic acid binding. The record is from RefSeq and is a predicted model, not a curated record. NCBI's taxonomy places the organism in Eukaryota, Viridiplantae, Streptophyta, Magnoliopsida, Fagales, Juglandaceae.